Messenger RNA from Pongo pygmaeus (Bornean orangutan), 11319 nucleotides. RefSeq names its product DLC1 Rho GTPase activating protein (gene DLC1). The transcript has 6 exons. Gene Ontology annotation, biological process: regulation of Rho protein signal transduction; actin cytoskeleton organization; signal transduction. The record is from RefSeq and is a predicted model, not a curated record. NCBI's taxonomy places the organism in Eukaryota, Metazoa, Chordata, Mammalia, Primates, Hominidae. Gene Ontology annotation, cellular component: membrane raft; focal adhesion. Bases 1141 to 2640 code for a protein of 499 amino acids. Gene Ontology annotation, molecular function: lipid binding; protein binding; GTPase activator activity.
CCAUGAGCAGCUUUAGAGAUGUGAUUCAGGAACGCUGCCAUGCUAGAUGGAAGCAGUUGUAAGUGUUUAAUGUCAGCAAGACUCUAAUACGAUCAAGAUGGAGCCUGUCUUCUGCUCCAGCACUGGAUUUUUGUAACUGGAGGAUUCUGACUAGAGGUAAUGCGCUGCUGCAUUUGCCAUAACACAAACUACUCUAAUUCUGUGAAGGAUUCUUGUGAUCAGAGAGAUCUGGAAGAAAUCGUUCUAUUAACUGGAUGCUUGGGAUUUUACUUACAGAUGGUCUCAGGGACAGAAUGAAAAGCUGCAGCAUUUCCAAUUUUAAGUCAUGUUCAAAAAAGGUUUUACCAUUUAGAAGAAUUAUGGUAUUAAGGCUAAAUUCAUCUUGCUUUCUUAAAAGAUCUUUUGAAAUGAGAGCAAGCACAGGCAUUUUGAUUAAGCUGUGCAUAUACAUUUAAUAUAGUGGAAAGGUUGUGGAUAGAGAGAGAACUAUGUUUUCUUUCUUUCUUUCUUUCUUUUUUUUCAUAAGCAGUGUGGGAUAGAAAAAGCUCUAGGACUUUAUGACUCUCCAGCUAAUCACCUCAAGAGCUUUGACAAAACUCACUUGAGUUCUGUGUAAAAUCAGAACUCCUAAAACGCCCAGGCGGCUGGGCUCUCCCCUCCUCCCCUCUCUUCGUACAGCCUUUCUCGCAUGCACACUCCUCAGAGGCAGGAAAUACUUUCCAGGCAAUCUGGGCCUGGUUGUGGAGGCCCCUUUUGCAAAACCUCAGUCUGAAUUUAGUAGACAGAAGUCACUAGGAAUGCCUUGACAGGAUCCUGCCUUAGCUAAGGCUCCCUCCAGCUGCAGAGGGUGUUUUUGUUAGAAUCACACACUGCGUGAAACUGCUCAGAAUAGAGCCAUGAUCUCAACCACGAAAUGGGAACUUAGAUUUUGGAGAAACUAACGGGGACGGACUUCUUUCCUAGCCUGAGUGUUGAGCAGUGUCAUGCCUUGGCGUUUCAGCUCCUCGUUGUCUAGGUGGUGAAAUGACAGAACUCAUUCCCUUCUUUGAUUGGUGAUUUUGAAAUAAUCUUUCAUCAAGUUCCAUCUCCUUUACCCUCAUAUGGAGUAUAUCUCUCUGUCUGUUGUUAAACUAUGAUGACAUGUCUGUAGCUAUCAGAAAGAGAAGCUGGGAAGAACAUGUGACCCACUGGAUGGGACAGCCUUUUAAUUCUGAUGAUUGUAACACAGCAUGUCAUCAUGGACUAGUAGCUGACAGCUUGCAGGCAAGUAUGGAAAAAGAUGCAACUCUAAAUGUGGACCGCAAAGAAAAGUGUGUUUCACUACCUGACUGCUGUCAUGGAUCAGAGCUGAGAGAUUUUCCUGGGAGGCCAAUGGGUCAUCUUUCAAAGGAUGUGGACGAAAAUGACAGCCAUGAAGGUGAAGAUCAGUUUCUUUCUUUGGAAGCCAGCACAGAAACACUAGUGCAUGUUUCUGAUGAGGAUACCAAUUCUGAUUUAUGCCUUACAGAUGAUAAACAGGUUUUAAAUACCCAAGGGCAGAAAACAUCAGGCCAACAUAUGAUUGAAGGAGCAGGCUCCUUAGAAAAGGCACUGCCCAUCUUACAAAGUAACCAAGUUUCUUAUAACUCCUGGGGAAUAGCUGGUGAAACUGAAUUAACACUGGUAAAAGAAAGUGGGGAGAGAAAAGUUACUGGCUCUAUAAGUAAAAGCCUGGAGCUUUGCAAUGCAAUAAGCUUAAGUGAAAUAAAAGAUGCAACCAAAGUAGAUGCAGUUGACACUUUGAAUGUGAAAGAUAUUGCACCUGAGAAACAAUUGCUUAAUUCUGCUGUAAUUGCUCAGCAACGAAGGAAACCUGACCCCCCUAAAGAUGAAAAUGAAAGAAGCACCUGCAAUGUACUACAAGAUGAGUUCUUGGAUAUUCCUUGUACAAACAGAGGACUGCCAUUAUUAAAAACAGAUUUUGGAAGCUGCCUUCUGCAGCCUCCUUCCUGCCUCAAUGGAAUGUCAGCUGAAAAUGGCCUGGAGAAGGGUGGUUUUUCACAACAUCAAAACAAAAGUCCACCAAAGGUCAAGGCAGAAGAUGGCAUGCAGUGUUUACACUUAAAGGAGACCCUGGCCACCCAGGAACCCACAGAUAACCAAGUCAGACUUCGUAAGAGAAAGGAAAUAAGAGAAGAUCGAGAUAGGGCGCGGCUGGACUCCAUGGUGCUGCUGAUUAUGAAACUGGACCAGCUUGAUCAGGACAUAGAAAAUGCCCUCAGCACCAGCUCCUCUCCGUCGGACACACCAACAAACCUGCGGCGGCACGUUCCUGAUCUGGAAUCAGGAUCUGAAAGUGGAGCAGAUACCAUUUCAGUAAAUCAGACACGAGUAAAUUUGUCUUCUGACACUGAGUCCAUGGACCUCCCAUCUUCCACCCCAGUGGCCAAUUCUGGAACCAAACCCAAGACUAUGGCUAUUCCAGGUAUUUCAGAGAAAGAAAAGGCUGCAGCGGUAAAAUCAGUAAAGUUGGAAGUGGAUGAAGAUAAGAGCACAAAGAGAUCCAAUCUUUCCAACUUGGAAGUGGCAAUUGGUUUGUCUCCUUACACCUUUCCCCAAAAGAGGCUUUUCCACGUUGCUGGAGAAGAAAACAUCGCCUAGGCGGGUGUGUGCCUGGCAGAACACUGCACUCCAAUCUCCUCGGGCAGCCACAAAAAAAAAAAGGUGGGGUUGACGCCGGGGGGCAGCUCUUCAGUAAGAUGUGACAAUAUGCCAGUUUCACCAAUGAUAAGAGAAGCCUAAGACACCAACAGUCAGCAUAGGCCACAGGUCAUGUUUGACAGUGCAAAGCUGCAAGGUCCUUCAGACAAAGCAAAUAGGAGAGUGGGUUCCAAAGCCUGCCAACAGGGUCCCGAAAGCUAAAAGGGAAACUUUCCUAAAGAACCCGGGAAACAAUGUAAGGAUGCUAAAUUGGUCAUUUAAGGAUGCCCUCCCUGGUUAGAAGAAACUCCCUUUGCAUACUUUCCACUCUCUUUAACCAUUCUGAGGAUUUCCUAGCCAUCCAUAAUGUCUGUUCACUUUCUGCAUCAACUUGCAAUUUGUUCUGUACCACACUUGAAAUCUUCACUUAGAAGAGAAAGAGAAGCCCUGGGAUAUUGUACUCAGAAUAUAUCUUCUUAUAAAGAAAACAAACAGCCAGGCCCAGUGGCUCACACCUGUAAUCCCAACACUUUGGGAGGCUGAAAUGGACGGAUCCCUUGAGAUCAAGAGUUCGAGAGCGGCCUGGCCAACAUGGAGAAACCCCAUCUCUACUAAACAUACAAAAAUUAGCCAGGCAUGGUCGGGGGGGGGCGCCUGUAAUCCCAGCUAUUCAGGAAGCUGAGGCAUGAGAAUCGCUUUAUCUGGGAAGGCAGAGGUUGCAGUGAACUGAGAUCACGCCACUGCACUCCAGGCUGGGCAACAGAGGGAGACCCUGUCUCCAAAUAAAACGGAAACAAAGAUAACAUAAACAAAACACUUAUGAAAAAAGGAAACAAACAUAACAUAAACACUUAUGAAACGCAUCAAGUUACCAAAUUCUCAUUAAGCAUUGGUUUGAAAUUUUAUUGUACAGUUGGGUCCAUACAGCAGACGUGGCUAAGAUACAUAAAAGAUGAGACCGCAUUAUUGAAGAGGCGUCAAACAGGGAAAAGGAAGUUGCUAUGUGGUUUCUUUCGCUGGAAAUGAAAGCCUCUCAAGUUUCUUAUUUAAUUCACGCAAGAAAACAACUAAUUAGUGUUUUUUAAAUAGCAUAUAUAUUCAAAUGGUAUAUCUGUGGAUUUAAAACCAAUCAUUUUCUAACAUCUUUUCAAGAUUCUGUAGUUUAUGGGUUCACUGAAAAUCUGAUGAGUCCUGAUUAACUUGGGAAGACAUUAUUCUUUAAUCUGUAUGUAGAAAUGCAGAGGCUUCUGUUGUUAUUUCUAUAUAUUUCAAAGAUGUAAAGUGUCUUAUAGGUGAGAAUAAUGCCCACAGAGGUGUGUAAUGCACAAUUGUGCACCUCUAUACAGUGGGCCCAGGUAUAUGUACACAUCUGUGUAGUCAUUUUGCUUUCCUGAGCUACAUACAGCCAAAAAUAAUGUCUGAAGAAAAUUCUGUUUUCUCAGUGCCUGUAAAUUCCUUAUCUAUGGAUAUUUAAUGUUGAUAUUAUCAUGCAGAAUUUUUAUUAAGUCUUUCACUUUAUCUUUGAGCGAGACUAAAAUGAAGAGCAGUCCAUUAAUGUCUGUCUUAAACUCCCACUACAUUCAACAUCUCUUUUUGAGAUGUGAGGAUUCCAAAAGAAAAUUAAGCAAUUUAAAAGUCUAUACAAUAGCAAACAGAAAGCGAUACAAAUAAAAAAUGUAAAUGGCGCCCUUCAGUAAAGCAAAUUUGGAUGAGAUCAAAUGAAAAUGAGCGAAAGCUUAAGCUAGAAACAAACAUUUAGUCAAACGGAAAACAUUUCUGGACUUCUGCUUUUCAGACCUGUCUGCCUCCCAAGCUGUUAUAUGGUGAUAUUGAAAAUGCUUUACAUAUCACAGAGAUAACUGAAGGAUUAAAGGCGUGUUUGAAGUUCUUGGAACUGUUCUAAGAAAGCCACUCGAGAAAGCACAAGCACCGUCAAUGAUAGUGUGCAGUCCAUCAUUAAAAACGGGCAAUCAUUUGUCACCCAUUUCAUCUUUUCCUAUUUUCUCACAUUAAACUAUCACAUUAUAGUUAACAUUUUGAAAAUCAAUUUUGUGUUGCAUAAUGAGUGCCCAGAGCAAUACCAAAACCAUAUAAACCAAGACAAGCAGAAAAAGAUGGUCUUAUGAAAUGAACAAAUAAGAAUUCACUCAUGUCAAGCAUUAUGCUAAGCACUAGAGACAUAGCAAUAAAUGCAGACGCAACCCUGCCCUCAUGACUAGCAGAGCAGAGAGUAAUUCCUGAUUCUUCCAAAAACAAAACAAAACAAAAGCAGUGUGCCAUUAAAAUGUGUAUGCACACAGGGACCUAACAUAGUCUAGGGGAAGAUCAGGAAUAUAGAUAGGGCAGAGGGAAUUGUGGAAGCUGGGAAGGCCAUCAUGGCUGGUUGGUCAUCCUGAUAUUUUUAAAAAGCCAUGUAUGUUGUUGAGAGGAAUGGAAGCCUCUGUAAUUUAAACUUAAUAACAUAACAUAAAUUUCUUAACAAAGAAAUUCUCUAUGGAGUGUUUACAUUUUUAUACCAUAACUUGUUGAAACUGGGGUCAGUGCUCAUUGUUUUGUCUAUCAGGGACAGUACCAGCUGCUUUCAUGCAUGCCUUUUCUAUGGGGUGUUAAUGUCCUGGUUAUGAUUUAUUUAAUCUCGUUGUUGACCAGCUUUAGUUUGUCAACAUUUGACAUAGGAGUUGUGUUAAAAUUUCAUUCUAGCAUGCUAACAUAUACAAUACACAGUUAUUUUACCUGCCAGGAUUUCAUGUAUGUUUCCAAAAAAAGCCACUACUCUUCCUCAGUUUGGGGGUUUGUUUUCUUUUCAAUUCCAGCCUAGUUUUUAUUUCUACUUUAUAGUUAUCAUGCUGUAACAAAUAGUUUCAAUUAAAAGGAAUUAGGAAAAAGAAAUUGACAUUUUCACCUACCAAAUCCUGGUAAGGUAUUAUUGUGUUUUAUAUCUAAUAGAGGAAACAUGACUAGCAUUUGUUGAUAACUGGUACAGUGGCUUGCAAGGAGUUUUAGAAAGAGACCAAUAUUUACCUCAAAAGUUCCCUACAGAAGAUAUUGCUCUCCUUCUCUUUCUUCUCCACACCCAGCUGAUGCAAGCGAACCCCAAAGGUGGGGCUCAGCCUCAGAGGGUUCUUGGCUUCACUCAGGAAAGAAUGCAAGUGUGAGCUGACAGUGAAAGAAAGCAAGUUCAUUAGAGCAACAGUGUACAGCAAAACGGUGCUCCACAGACAGAGCGGGGAUACCCCUAGGCAAAGUAGCACAGAGUAGCCCUUGUGCAUUGAUGGCUAGCUAUAUUCGUGCUCACUCCUAACUAUAUGCUAAAUGAGAAGUGUAUUAUUCACAAACUUUCUGGGAUAUGGGGCAAGGAGUUCCCAGAACCACAUAAGGUAACUUCCAGGUCAUUGCCGUGGCAUUUAUAAACUGUCAUGGCACUGGUGGGCAUAUCUCAAGCAAAUACAUAAUAAUUCCUAGUCCUGGCUGGUUUGAGGCACUUUCUUUGCUACAUCCUAUUUAGAUCAGGAGGGUCUUGAAAACAAGUCCUGCUCAUCUCCUACCUCACCCCCCCUAUUUAUUUGUUUAGUAGUUAUAAGUCUAGAAGAAUGAGAAAACUAACACUCUAUUCAUUUUAAAUUUUCAUUCUAUUCCUACAGAUGAAAUGAUUUAAAACUAAUAGAUUAUUUAAGGCAGAAGAACUUCAGACCAGAGAAAGAGACUUAAAAGCGGCAAGAACAGCAAAUGCUUUAUUUGGUUUUCAUUCUGAAGAUAAUAAGGGCUAAAUCAAUUUCCUCAAAAGAUGUCAAAGUAUGUAUUUAACUAUCAAGUCACUAAAAGUGGAAAACCUAAAGCGGUUCUAUUGAACCACCAGGUACCAAAUAACUGAUGAGGACCAACAGCCUUACAAUAACAAAAUAUCAAUUUUCUUCUUUCCAAAAGUCAGAGAAAGUAUUUCUAAAAUUGAUUUAAUGUAGUAAAUGAAUUUUCAAUAGAAAGGUUUUUGAAAGAUAGACCGCUAUAAAAGAGCAAAUCUUAUUGCUUCUGUUUACUUUAUGAUGCAAUUUUACACCUAUUAGCAGGGUUAGCAUACUUCAAUUUAUUUCUUCUAAACUUUUGUCUCCAGUAAAAGUUUGUUGACAUGGACAUUGACAAUGACAAUGCCUCCAAUAAAAGUUUGUUGGGGGGAGGGGGGAGGGAUAGCACUAAGAGAUAUACCUAAUGCUAAAUGACAAGUUAAUGGGUGCAGCACACCAGCAUGGCACAUGUAUACAUAUGUAACUAACCUGCACAUUGUGCACAUGUACUCUAAAACUUAAAGUAUAAUAAUAAAAUAAAAUAAAUAAAAAUAAAAAAAUUAAAAAAAGAAAUUGCUUUGUAAAUUCCAAAAAAAAAAAGUUUGUUGACAAUGACAUUGUUGAUGUCAUUCAGUGCUGUAAUCUUUGAUCUUCCCCCUUUAAUAAAUAUUCUGGUCUUCUUAAAACAGUAAAGAUACCCAGAAUUGAGGGUGGAGGUGGGAAACCACAUUUGCUAAGCACAAAAGAACAGGAUAGAACUUUUGGAAUAUGCUGUGUUUUGUUAGCUGUUUAAAAAAAAAUAAAAGCAAGAAAUUAGCAAGAAAUCAGUAUUGACAGAUGGGCAACAAGUUUGCGAUUUUUUCUACCCUUGCUCCGGUAGGUAGCACUUAACUAUAGAAAUUUAAGAGGAAGAAAAAAACAUUUCCCUCUACUCUGUAACCAACACCAAACACCAAAAUUUAGCAACCAUAAUCUUAAUAUUUCAAAGGUCAUAACUGAUUUUAGCUUAUUGCCUAGACUUGCCAUUCUCAUAUUUAAUAUUUACAGGGUGUGUUAGGCUGUCCUUGCAUUGCUAUAAAGAAAUACCUAUAAAGAGACUGGGUAAUUUGCAAGAAAAGAGGUUUAAUUGGCUCCUGGUUCUGCAGGCUGUACAGAAAGCAUAACGCCAGCAUCUGCUUCUGAGAAGGCCUCAGAAAGCUUACAAUCAUGGCAGAAGGUGAAGGGGGAGCAGGCAUCUCACAUGGUGGAAGUAGCAGCAAGAGAGACAGGAGGGAGGUGCCAUACAUCUUUAAUUGGCCAGAUCUCAUAAGAACUCAUUGACUAUUGCGAAGACAGUACCAAGAGGAUGGUGUUAAACCCUUCAUGAGAUAUCCACCCCCAAGACCCAAACACUCCACCAGGUCCCACCUCCAACAUUGACGAUUACAUUUCAACGUGAGAUUUGGGCAGGGACAACAUCCAAACUGUAUCACAGGGUUUUGCUAUUUUUUCUAUUUAUGAGCAAUACCAUAUUCUAUAAUUUCAAGUAAGCUUUGAUUUUGUCAGAGAGACUGAUGAGCAGAAGUCACCCACUAGUGAGUGAGCUUAGCUACUUUUCCUGUGUCCGUAUCUCAUCAUGAUGUUAUUAUUCUCUAGUUGCACUAACUCUCCAAAGGAAUUAUGUUUUUAUAGUGAAAAUUAUAUGCAGUACUGGAAAUUAAGAUUGCAUGGACUCUCAAAAAUCUUGAGAUGACUCUUUAUAGAUAUCUAUCUAUAGAUUUAUAAGGAUACAUAGGUUGAUAGUCACAGACGAACAUCAUACAUCAAUAUAUAUCAAAUAGCUACAGGAAUUAUUAGCAGUUCCUGUAGUCUUGGUGAAAAAGCAGUUCCCCAGUCCAAAGAUCUUUUCAUCAAGGAAGUAUUUGUUUUUCUGGAAUCUACAGGCUUUAGAAGGAAUCGAGUUAGAAAAAUCAAAGUCAUUAAGUUAUUCUUAACAUUCGUUUUAUUUUCAUCUUCUUUAACAUUCGUCAUAUUCUAUAACAUCAACUAAAAUAGUCAUGUGUGGAAUACAAUUAAUCACACAUUAUAAAUGAUAUUUUCACAACUUAAGCUGCAAAUAAUAGAUGUUAGGCCAUUCAUUUUUCUCUUUUGAUAGAAACAUUUUCUGAUUUUUCUCACAUCAUCAGCUCUUCCAAGUUUUAAGGAAUUGCUUGUAAAACUAUCUUACUUCUUAGCAUUUAUUAGGUGUGUGUGUGUGUGUGUGUGUGUGUGUGUGUGUGUGUGUGGUGUGUUUCUGGUCCUACAUUGAAAUACCUAUUAUCUUUUUAAUUUUAUAACUUAAUCCUUAAGUCACUGUUCCAAAGUCAUGACUCAUAGUUGAUCUGAAAUUCUGGGCAUUGCAGAAAGGAAGCAGAAGUUCGAUAAAAUAUCACAUAAGAAGAACUUUUAAUCUAAAAACCCUACACCAAAGAAAGGAAGACUAACUGUAGCAGCCUUUAAAACUGAUACUGUGAUUUUGCUUCAUUUUUGUAAGAUUUAAUAGUUUCUACUAUUAGACGAAGUGAUAAAUAAUAAAAAUUGUUUUGUCUUCAUAAUGUUCUUGGGAAGACUGGCCAAAAUAGAGGCAAGGAGCCUGAUAACAAAAAUCUUUAGCUGUGUUUCUAAAUUUAGGCCUUCUCUGCCUAGAAACUGAUAGGUAAUAAGAUAUGAAUAAGCUUCAUGCAAUUUAUUUGCAUGUCCACAUUUUAUUAAAUUUCUUGAAUUCUGUGACAGUACACAUGUAUAACCUCAUGAAAUCCUGAUGUUUUAAACAGUUUAGUACCUUAAAACAAUAACACCAACAACAAAAACAAAAGCCAGCCUUAAAGAUAUAUACAUGUGACAUUGCUCACUGAGAAGUCCUUUUCUAGUCAACCCAUGGUUUAUAAUUCACAGAGCUAAACAUAAGAUGGAUUUUAAAUCAAAAUACUAUGGUGAAUUAAAACAAAUACUAGACAUUUUGCACUUUGAACCAAAUAGAAUCUCAACUGGUAAUUCAGCUUCUCAAAUGUCAUAACUUACAGUGGCCUCCAAACUGUUUUAAAAUGGGUAUACAUAAGUAAAAUACUGUCAAGUACACGCUAUGUAUAUCAUAAUCACUAAAGCAUGGUUUCUCAACCCCGGCACCAUUGACAUUUUGGGCAAGAUAAUUCUUUGUCAUGGAGAACUGUACAUUAUAGGACAUUAGCAGCAUCCCUGGGUUCUACCAACUGUAUGUCGGCAGUACCUCCCCCAGGUGUGACAGCCAAAACCUCUCCAGACACUGCCAAAUGUCCCCUAGGGAGAAAGAUCACUCCAAUUGAGAACCACUACUCUAAAUAAUGUUCAUGUAAUACUGCACUAAUAUAUGGUGUAAAGCAAACAUGAAAAAAUGUCUAUUUAUAAGGUUUAUUUUUUAAUAGUGCCAAAAGAAACUUUCUCUAUAAAUGUUAUAAUGAAUAACUUUUAGGAUAAAAAACAUGACAGAAUAUGCUUGAAGCUGCUUUUUAAAUCUUAGCCUAAAGAAGAAGGCACAUCGAUUCAAACUGCAGUUUAAUACUUGAUUUUAAAGGCCGUGAAGGUAGAAAAAAACAUGUAACUCCAAACGGACAAAAUACAACUUUUUUACUAAGUCAUGAUGCAAAAUUUUCAUCUAGCCUAACAGUAACCCAAAGGAGUCUACUGAAAUUUUACUAGUAAAUAUAUAUGCUUUGAUGUCUGGAAAACAAAUCGGAAAUUACAUUUUUAUAUUUUGAAUACGUAUAUUUGAAAUUACCACAAGUGCAAUUAUUAAUUUGUCAAAAAUUUUAAUGGAUUGGAAAACUGUAUUCAGAUUUUUAAAAUUUCUGUAUGAGAGUUUUAAUAGGUAGUAAAUACACAUCAUUUUCAGUAAUAAAUUCAUAUAACAAUAUACACAUUUCCAAAAUAUUUUUAGAAUGAUUUAUACAUAACACAACUUCUUUUAUAAAGCACUUACUUGCUCACUCAUUGUUUAAGUGCCAUCUUUAUCUUGGAGAAACAAAUUAUGUACUGUUUAAAAAAAUGUAUUCUCAGUAGCAUAAUAGUGACAACUGCUUAUCGUCACUGAAAUGUCAGUAAAUUUGAGUUAUUUGCUUUUUGUAAAAAAAAAAAAUGAGUAAGUAAUCUCUUGUUCCAGUUCUUUGCUCUGAGAUAACCAGCAAACCUCUCUAUGGUAACAAAUGGUGUUUGUGGCCACUGCCUACCUCAUUUCAAAUAUUGUAAAGAAUUCACUUUUUACUAAUUUGGGUUUUUUUAAUGAAAAUAUUAGAAUAUCAAUGUCAGUCUAUAGCAUUUUGUGCACUUUUAGCUUUAACUUUUUGCUAAAAUAGCUCGUCUAUUAAUUUUGCAAUGCUAUCUUCAUAAACAGCCUAGAAUUCUUUCUGUGGUUACAUUUAUAGUUUUUAGAUGAAAUAUUAUAUUUAUUAAAGGAGCCAUUUACUGUUGAGACAUCACCUCAUUGGUCUUUCUUCCCUUUGGUGGCUCAUAAUGAAAGGGGGAAGGCAAUCGUUCAUAUUCCAUCAUUGAAACAAAAUUUAGCAAAUACUAUAAGCCAAGACCUAUUAGAAACAUCUGUGCUUACAUUUACUAUAUAUUCCAAACCUUUUACGUGACAUAAUUUGUUAUAAAACUUGUUUAUUCAGAUCUUUUGCAAUGUUGACUGUGUUUUUACCAGAAAAUACAUUCAAAGGAAUGUACUUUAGCCUGGUAACCACGUUGUUUUCCAAGGAUUCUUUCAGCCAUUUUUACUAAGGCAAAAUGAACAUGUUUCCUCAAUGUGUCUUUAGGUCAUUGGCUAUUCAGUGAAGUUUUUCAUUAAACAUUAAUUGGGUGUUACAUAACUAAA